AGACUACUUCUGUACAGCGUGUGAAGUGUCCCGCAAGCACGUAUAACCUUAAAAUAGCAACAAGGGCAGCAGCAACAACGACAACAAAAAUGAUAAUGGCAAAGAGAAGCAGAACCUAAUGUUUUUUGGGUUUGCCCACUGAUACCCUUUUAAUCCUGAUUUUUAAUUGUUUGGCACAAAGAUAUGUAAUAAUUUCUUGGGUCUUCUGGGCAUUUAAAUGUCAUUUUGGUUUCACCAAAUGUAUUUAUGAUUCCACCUACACAUGCUCUUUUAAGACACUUACUCUUCCAUCAUGAGAACAUACCUGUGAAUAGAACCACCUUUUAAAGUGCACUUGCAUUCUGACACUUCUACCUCUGAACAGUGCAGAUGAGAUUUAUGAGCUACGUGUAACCGGACGUACCCAGGAUGAGAUUUUAUUCUCUAAUAGUACCCGCUUAUCAUUUGAGACCAAGAGAAUAUCUGUCUUCAUUCAAACAGACAAGGCCUUAUACAAGCCAAAGCAAGAAGUGAAGUUUCGCAUUGUUACACUCUUCUCAGAUUUUAAGCCUUACAAAACCUCUUUAAACAUUCUCAUUAAGGACCCCAAAUCAAAUUUGAUCCAACAGUGGUUGUCACAACAAAGUGAUCUUGGAGUCAUUUCCAAAACUUUUCAGCUAUCUUCCCAUCCAAUACUUGGUGACUGGUCUAUUCAAGUUCAAGUGAAUGACCAGACAUACUAUCAAUCAUUUCAGGUUUCAGAAUAUGUAUUACCAAAAUUUGAAGUGACUUUGCAGACACCAUUAUAUUGUUCUAUGAAUUCUAAGCAUUUAAAUGGUACCAUCACGGCAAAGUAUACAUAUGGGAAGCCAGUGAAAGGAGACGUAACGCUUACAUUUUUACCUUUAUCCUUUUGGGGAAAGAAGAAAAAUAUUACAAAAACAUUUAAGAUAAAUGGAUCUGCAAACUUCUCUUUUAAUGAUGAAGAGAUGAAAAAUGUAAUGGAUUCUUCAAAUGGACUUUCUGAAUACCUGGAUCUAUCUUCCCCUGGACCAGUAGAAAUUUUAACCACAGUGACAGAAUCAGUUACAGGUAUUUCAAGAAAUGUAAGCACUAAUGUGUUCUUCAAGCAACAUGAUUACAUCAUUGAGUUUUUUGAUUAUACUACUGUCUUGAAGCCAUCUCUCAACUUCACAGCCACUGUGAAGGUAACUCGUGCUGAUGGCAACCAACUGACUCUUGAAGAAAGAAGAAAUAAUGUAGUCAUAACAGUGACACAGAGAAACUAUACUGAGUACUGGAGCGGAUCUAACAGUGGAAAUCAGAAAAUGGAAGCUGUUCAGAAAAUAAAUUAUACUGUCCCCCAAAGUGGAACUUUUAAGAUUGAAUUCCCAAUCCUGGAGGAUUCCAGUGAGCUACAGUUGAAGGCCUAUUUCCUUGGUAGUAAAAGUAGCAUGGCAGUUCAUAGUCUGUUUAAGUCUCCUAGUAAGACAUACAUCCAACUAAAAACAAGAGAUGAAAAUAUAAAGGUGGGAUCGCCUUUUGAGUUGGUGGUUAGUGGCAACAAACGAUUGAAGGAGUUAAGCUAUAUGGUAGUAUCCAGGGGACAGUUGGUGGCUGUAGGAAAACAAAAUUCAACAAUGUUCUCUUUAACACCAGAAAAUUCUUGGACUCCAAAAGCCUGUGUAAUUGUGUAUUAUAUUGAAGAUGAUGGGGAAAUUAUAAGUGAUGUUCUAAAAAUUCCUGUUCAGCUUGUUUUUAAAAAUAAGAUAAAGCUAUAUUGGAGUAAAGUGAAAGCUGAACCAUCUGAGAAAGUCUCUCUUAGGAUCUCUGUGACACAGCCUGACUCCAUAGUUGGGAUUGUAGCUGUUGACAAAAGUGUGAAUCUGAUGAAUGCCUCUAAUGAUAUUACAAUGGAAAAUGUGGUCCAUGAGUUGGAACUUUAUAACACAGGAUAUUAUUUAGGCAUGUUCAUGAAUUCUUUUGCAGUCUUUCAGGAAUGUGGACUCUGGGUAUUGACAGAUGCAAACCUCACGAAGGAUUAUAUUGAUGGUGUUUAUGACAAUGCAGAAUAUGCUGAGAGGUUUAUGGAGGAAAAUGAAGGACAUAUUGUAGAUAUUCAUGACUUUUCUUUGGGUAGCAGUCCACAUGUCCGAAAGCAUUUUCCAGAGACUUGGAUUUGGCUAGACACCAACAUGGGUUACAGGAUUUACCAAGAAUUUGAAGUAACUGUACCUGAUUCUAUCACUUCUUGGGUGGCUACUGGUUUUGUGAUCUCUGAGGACCUGGGUCUUGGACUAACAACUACUCCAGUGGAGCUCCAAGCCUUCCAACCAUUUUUCAUUUUUUUGAAUCUUCCCUACUCUGUUAUCAGAGGUGAAGAAUUUGCUUUGGAAAUAACUAUAUUCAAUUAUUUGAAAGAUGCCACUGAGGUUAAGGUAAUCAUUGAGAAAAGUGACAAAUUUGAUAUUCUAAUGACUUCAAAUGAAAUAAAUGCCACAGGCCACCAGCAGACCCUUCUGGUUCCCAGUGAGGAUGGGGCAACUGUUCUUUUUCCCAUCAGGCCAACACAUCUGGGAGAAAUUCCUAUCACAGUCACAGCUCUUUCACCCACUGCUUCUGAUGCUGUCACCCAGAUGAUUUUAGUAAAGGCUGAAGGAAUAGAAAAAUCAUAUUCACAAUCCAUCUUAUUAGACUUGACUGACAAUAGGCUACAGAGUACCCUGAAAACUUUGAGUUUCUCAUUUCCUCCUAAUACAGUGACUGGCAGUGAAAGAGUUCAGAUCACUGCAAUUGGAGAUGUUCUUGGUCCUUCCAUCAAUGGCUUAGCCUCAUUGAUUCGGAUGCCUUAUGGCUGUGGUGAACAGAACAUGAUAAAUUUUGCUCCAAAUAUUUACAUUUUGGAUUAUCUGACUAAAAAGAAACAACUGACAGAUAAUUUGAAAGAAAAAGCUCUUUCAUUUAUGAGGCAAGGUUACCAGAGAGAACUUCUCUAUCAGAGGGAAGAUGGCUCUUUCAGUGCUUUUGGGAAUUAUGACCCUUCUGGGAGCACUUGGUUGUCAGCUUUUGUUUUAAGAUGUUUCCUUGAAGCCGAUCCUUACAUAGAUAUUGAUCAGAAUGUGUUACACAGAACAUACACUUGGCUUAAAGGACAUCAGAAAUCCAACGGUGAAUUUUGGGAUCCAGGAAGAGUGAUUCAUAGUGAGCUUCAAGGUGGCAAUAAAAGUCCAGUAACACUUACAGCCUAUAUUGUAACUUCUCUCCUGGGAUAUAGAAAGUAUCAGCCUAACAUUGAUGUGCAAGAGUCUAUCCAUUUUUUGGAGUCUGAAUUCAGUAGAGGAAUUUCAGACAAUUAUACUCUAGCCCUUAUAACUUAUGCAUUGUCAUCAGUGGGGAGUCCUAAAGCGAAGGAAGCUUUGAAUAUGCUGACUUGGAGAGCAGAACAAGAAGGUGGCAUGCAAUUCUGGGUGUCAUCAGAGUCCAAACUUUCUGACUCCUGGCAGCCACGCUCCCUGGAUAUUGAAGUUGCAGCCUAUGCACUGCUCUCACACUUCUUACAAUUUCAGACUUCUGAGGGAAUCCCAAUUAUGAGGUGGCUAAGCAGGCAAAGAAAUAGCUUGGGUGGUUUUGCAUCUACUCAGGAUACCACUGUGGCUUUAAAGGCUCUGUCUGAAUUUGCAGCCCUAAUGAAUACAGAAAGGACAAAUAUCCAAGUGACCGUGACGGGGCCUAGCUCACCAAGUCCUGUAAAGUUUCUGAUUGACACACACAACCGCUUACUCCUUCAGACAGCAGAGCUUGCUGUGGUACAGCCAACGGCAGUUAAUAUUUCCGCAAAUGGUUUUGGAUUUGCUAUUUGUCAGCUCAAUGUUGUAUAUAAUGUGAAGGCUUCUGGGUCUUCUAGAAGACGAAGAUCUAUCCAAAAUCAAGAAGCCUUUGAUUUAGAUGUUGCUGUAAAAGAAAAUAAAGAUGAUCUCAAUCAUGUGGAUUUGAAUGUGUGUACAAGCUUUUCGGGCCCGGGUAGGAGUGGCAUGGCUCUUAUGGAAGUUAACCUAUUAAGUGGCUUUAUGGUGCCUUCAGAAGCAAUUUCUCUGAGCGAGACAGUGAAGAAAGUGGAAUAUGAUCAUGGAAAACUCAACCUCUAUUUAGAUUCUGUAAAUGAAACCCAGUUUUGUGUUAAUAUUCCUGCUGUGAGAAACUUUAAAGUUUCAAAUACCCAAGAUGCUUCAGUGUCCAUAGUGGAUUACUAUGAGCCAAGGAGACAGGCGGUGAGAAGUUACAACUCUGAAGUGAAGCUGUCCUCCUGUGACCUUUGCAGUGAUGUCCAGGGCUGCCGUCCUUGUGAGGAUGGAGCUUCAGGCUCCCAUCAUCACUCUUCAGUCAUUUUUAUUUUCUGUUUCAAGCUUCUGUACUUUAUGGAACUUUGGCUGUGAUUUAUUUUUAAAGGACUCUGUGUAACACUAACAUUUCCAGUAGUCACAUGUGAUUGUUUUGUUUUCGUAGAAGAAUACUGCUUCUAUUUUGAAAAAAGAGUUUUUUUUCUUUCUAUGGGGUUGCAGGGAUGGUGUACAACAGGUCCUAGCAUGUAUAGCUGCAUAGAUUUCUUCACCUGAUCUUUGUGUGGAAGAUCAGAAUGAAUGCAGUUGUGUGUCUAUAUUUUCCCCUCUCAAAAUCUUUUAGAAUUUUUUUGGAGGUGUUUGUUUUCUCCAGAAUAAAGGUAUUACUUUAGAAUAGGUAUUCUCCUCAUUUUGUGAAAGAAAUGAACCUAGAUUCUUAAGCAUUAUUACACAUCCAUGUUUGCUUAAAGAUGGAUUUCCCUGGGAAUGGGAGAAAACAGCCAGCAGGAGGAGCUUCAUCUGUUCCCUUCCCACCUCCAACCUAGCCCUACUGCCCACCCCACCCCAACCCACCCCAUGCCCAGUGGUCUCAGUAGAUACUUCUUAACUGGAAAUUCUUUCUUUUCAGAAUCUAGGUGGUGAAUUUUUUUUAAGUGGCACGGUCUUUUUCUGCUUGAAAUCUGAUCACACCCCCCAGCCAUUGCCCUCCCUCUCUUUUUCCUCUGUAGAGAAAUGUGAGGGGCAGUACAUUUACUGUGCUUUUCACACCAUCUCAGAGGUUGAGGAGCAUACUGAAAAUUGCCCUGGGGGGUGCUGGGUGUGCUGUCUCCUUCCCACAUCCUCAGCCCCACACCAGCUCUAUUUCAGGGGUGAGAGUCAGAGAGCACUGCAAUAUGUGCUUCAUGGGAUUUCGAUUCGAAGAUCCUAGACCAGGGAGACACUGUGAGCCAGGGAUACAACAAAAUACUAGGUAAGUCACUGCAGACCGACCUCCCUGCAGUUUGGGAAAGAAGCUGGGUUUGUGGAGAAUCAGAGCAUCUUGACAUGACUGCUGACCUAAAGAUCCCUGGCAUUGGCCAGGGAUCCUGUGGAACCUCUUCUAGUUCAGGGGUGUGAGCAUUAGACUGCCAGUUGUCUAGUGACAUCUGAUGCUUGCUGUGAACUUUUAAGAUCCCCGAAUCCUGAGCACCUCAAUCUUUAAUUGCCCUGUAUUCCGAAGGGUAAUAUAAUUUAUCUGGAUGGAAAUUUUAAAGAUGAAUCCCCCUUUUUUCUUUUCUUCUCUCUUUUCUUUCCUUCUCCCUUUCUUCUUUGCCUUCUAAAUAUACUGAAAUGAUUUAGAUAUGUGUCAACAAUUAAUGAUCUUUUAUUCAAUCUAAGAAAUGGUUUAGUUUUUCUCUUUAGCUCUAUGGCAUUUCACUCAAGUGGACAGGGGAAAAAGUAAUUGCCAUGGGCUCCAAAGAAUUUGCUUUAUGUUUUUAGCUAUUUAAAAAUAAAUCCAUCAAAAAUAAAGUAUGCAAAUGUAUCUUUUAAAGUUAAUUUUUAAAAAUGCUCUUAUUUUAGUGAAUUUUCAGAAAUUAUAGUGGAAUGGAUGCUCAUAUAUUGCUUAUGGAUAUUUUGGAUACCAAAGUAGGAAUAACUGACAUUCAGUAUUUUAAAGCUGGCAAACCUGUACAUAGAAAAUAGAUCCCCAGACAGUGGUCUAUGAAGAGGGCAGUUAAGUAUCAAAUACUUAAUUUUCUUGCCUUUUUUUCUUAAGUGGGGAAAAGUUUCUAGAUCUCUUACACCUCUGACACAAUCUGUUCUAAAACAGGCACUUGUAAUGUUGGGGCCUCCUUGUAAACGUGUUUUUGCCCUUUACUCUCUGGGAGUUCUUUAAAGGUGAAAUCAUCUUACAAAGAAAUUGGGGGAGGGUCUUGGCAAAGGACUUUCCCCUCCUCUUUCCUGGCCUGGGAACCUUAUACUGACAAUCAAUACUUUAUAUUUUAAAGUAUAUAAUUUAUAGUUAACUUCUAGUGUAAUAUAUUAGGAAACACUAGAAUGGAAAGGCCAUUGGAAGACAGGUUGUAUCUUUUUUAGACCAUAUUUCCUUGUUUAAAAACUAUCAUUUGAAUACUUUUUUGGUGAAGAACUCCAUGUUUUCAAGUUAAAGGUCACCUCGUAGGCCAGGCGCAGUGGCUCAUGCCUGUAAUCCCAGCACUCUGGGAGGCUGAGGCGGGUGAAUCACAAGGUUAGGAGUUUGAGACCAGCCUGGCCAAUAUGGUGAAACCCCGUCCCUACUAAAAAUACAAAAUUUAGCCAGGCGUGGUGGCAUGCACCUGUAGUCCCACCUACUCGGGAGGCUGAGGCAGGAGAAUCACUUGAACCUGAGAGACAGAGGUUGCAGUGAGCCGAGAUCACGCCACUGCACUCCAGCCUGGGGGACAGAGUGAGAUUCUGUCUCAAAAAACAAAAAACAAAAAAGUCACCUUGUAACUCAUCUCUUUUUAUUGUAAGUUUAUUAAAAAUGAAGAGGACAACAAUGAGAAGGAACAUAAAGGGUUAGCUAGCACUGUCUCCUGGUGCAUGGGGCUGUGCAGAUGUCCCGGCCACUUCUUCCUUCAUACUUCCCUUAGAGAACUUGCUCUGCUACAAGCAGUGGGCUUGGACUAAAAGUGAUUAAAAUACCACAGGCAUAAGGAGAAAAGGAGUAUAUGUAGUAGUAAUAAUUACUAGUAUAAAUUAUUUUCUUCACAUGCUAUGAGUAAUAAUAUUAAAAAACUCAUUUUACCAUUAAGAUUCCUUAUGCUGAAGCUCUUCCAUUUAGAAUACUGUCAAUGUCAUUUACUGGUAUGAACUAAAGUCCCCCUUCUUUUCCACUCACUGGGAACCUUAGUAAAACACCAGCAUAUCUUACCUCUCUUUCUGACUGGCCGAUGCUUCCAGAGACUGAAUGUUGGGAAAACCUAGUAGCCAAACAAUUCUAGGACAGAAUAACAUUUUUAUAUUUGGUUCCACCAUCUUAUUACAUUUAGUUAUAGUUUUAAAAAAGAAAUUCAAGCCCAUUAAAAUAUGUCUGGUCAAUGAAAUGCUUCCUUUUAUUGUGUUGUGCUAUUGUACUUUGUUUUUCAAAACAUUGUAAAAAUAGUAUCUUUGGUUUAGUAUUUUGGAUUAUAUAUUAUAAUCUGAGGAGUGUUUUGCUUAUGUAGAAUCCAGAUAUAUUUCUGUUACCUAGGAGAUGUUACUUACAUAUGUAAUACUGUAUCCUGCACGUGGAAAUAUUCAGAAUUGUAGAUAGCAUAACUCUCCCUGCUCCUAUUCUUUUGAGCCUAGGUAUAAUUUUUUUUUUUUUUUUAGAAAAAGACAUAUUUAGCUUUAAUUUCUAUUUAUGCUAAACAUAUUUAUAAGUAGUCUGUCAAUAUAAUACCAACUAUUUUUAUUUUUACAUAAUUCAAUUAUUUCAUUUGACAUGUCUGGCAGACUCAAGACAUUAAGUAAAAAAUUGGAACUAUGAUUUUUCUUUGUCAUUUUUUAAAAAAGAAUUAUUUUAUUAACCUGCUGGCAUAUAAUCUGGAGUUCUUUUCACAACCUUACUUUUUCUGAUUUGCUUUAUUGAAUGAUUGAAUACUCAUUUCUUUCUAAAAAUAUGUUGUAAAUUCUCCCUUGGCAAGAUUUCUCCCUAUGAGGGUAGUUAUUAUUUGAGUCUGCCAAGUGGUUACCAUGGGGCAAGGUGCCAUGAUGUAUUCUUGGGUGCAUUGGUUUUUUGCGCAUUGUAAAUUUAAGACACUUAUAGUAAGUGGACUCAUUCAUAGAUGAGUUUCAGAACCUUUUACGUUCUCGGUAGAGGCUUCUGUCGGACAGGCAGAAGAGUGUAUUCCUCACUUUUUUUUUUGUCUUCAAAUUCCAGUAAGGCAUAGCACUUUUAAGAAAUUAGAAUUUUUCUAUCAUCUAUGCAAAUGAUAUUUAUGUUAAUAUUAAAUAUCUUAUGUUACACUGGGAGUAAUUUGAGGUGCAAUUAUUUUUAUUACUACUUUGAAUAGAGGACCAUUAUCCUUCUUUCUUCAGAAAACUAAGAAGUAAGUGUAACUUUUAAAGUAAGUAUAUAUCAGUGAGAGUAGGCUUGUUUUACAACUAUUUCUAGCCAGUGAGUUGUGUUUUCAUGUCUCAUCAAAAGACAAUACCACAUUGCAUCAUUUUACAAAAUAUGUUGUCAUUUUCAUUUCAGUUGUAACAUAGGAAAAUAGAUAUUUCCUAGAUGAUUUCUGAGUUUCUUACUGCAAAGAACAGUUAUAAAUUGGUAUACAUGUGUCUCUGUAAUAGGGAUAAUAUUGAUAUAUCUGUUGCUACAUAUUUAAGAAUCAUUCUAUCUUAUGUUGUCUUGAGGCCAAGAUUUACCACGUUUGCCCAGUGUAUUGAAUUGGUGGUAGAAGGUAGUUCCAUGUUCCAUUUGUAGAUCUUUAAGAUUUUAUCUUUGAUAACUUUAAUAGAAUGUGGCUCAGUUCUGGUCCUUCAAGCCUGUAUGGUUUGGAUUUUCAGUAGGGGACAGUUGAUGUGGAGUCAAUCUCUUUGGUACACAGGAAGCUUUAUAAAAUUUCAUUCACGAAUCUCUUAUUUUGGGAAGCUGUUUUGCAUAUGAGAAGAACACUGUUGAAAUAAGGAACUAAAGCUUUAUAUAUUGAUCAAGGUGAUUCUGAAAGUUUUAAUUUUUAAUGUUGUAAUGUUAUGUUAUUGUUAAUUGUACUUUAUUAUGUAUUCAAUAGAAAAUCAUGAUUUAUUAAUAAAAGCUUAAAUUCUCAUCUA
Homo sapiens (human) is the source of this 9092-nucleotide messenger RNA. It is a transcript of the gene CD109, whose product is annotated as CD109 molecule. Gene Ontology annotation, cellular component: plasma membrane; extracellular region. The transcript is spliced from 33 exons. Lineage: Eukaryota; Metazoa; Chordata; Mammalia; Primates; Hominidae. Gene Ontology annotation, molecular function: endopeptidase inhibitor activity. The record is from RefSeq and is a predicted model, not a curated record. The coding region runs from base 795 to 4412 and encodes 1205 amino acids.